AAAACAAAAAUCACACCUUACCAUAUGCUCAAACCACCACUCAUUUUACAUUCUCUAAAAUCUCACCGGAAAUGACGAUCUCAACAAACGACGUCGUUCCACAAAAACAAACGCUAAUAUUCUCUUACGGAACUUUAAAGCAUGGAUUCUCAAAUCAUAAAUUAAUGCAAGACUUAAUUUCCAAAAACGACGCCGUAUUUAUUGGACGUUACAUAACUGACCUCCGGCUACCGUUAGUCCGCGGUCCACACGGCGUUCCGUUUCUCCUUAACCUUCCUGGAUCAUCGCCACACCGUGUUCACGGCGAACUGUAUUCCGUUUCCGAUUCCGGCCUUCAACGGCUUGAUGUUUUAGAAGGCAUUACGUUAGGUCAUUACGAACGGCUUCCGAUUACUGUUUUUCCGGAUUCCGGUGAUCGGAGAAUAGACGCUGGUUUUGAUUCCGGCGAGUUUGAUCGGAAAGUGGAGGCGGAGGCGUAUUAUGCUCACCGGAGCUUCGCGGAGGAUUUGUGGCGGAGAUGUGGAGAGGUAGGAUUUGAGUGUUAUAAUCAGGAAGUUGCUAAGGAUUAUGUGAGACGUGAUUUACGGCCUAAGGAUUUGAGUUUUCGUGAGCAAAUUUCAUUGUUUUGUUCGUCUUCGUCGAAUUGAAGGCGAAUUUUGUAUGAGUCUUUGGAAGAAGCAAAUGAAGUCAGUGAUGUGGUCUGAUAAAUUCUUUAUGCAAAGCCUCGAAGUGAAUCUUAUGAAGUCGCUCAGCUUCUUAUUAUGUAAAUCUACUUCUGAAUUCAUAAACAGAUUGUAAGUAUCUAUCUAGCUUCUGGAAUUUUGAAUCUAGGAUGGUGUUUUUGUAGACGAACACGAACUCCCCUCCCUGCUACAAGUUGCCAGUAUGAGGUUUCAUAAUAAAAAGUUUUUACCGAAAUGUGAUGAUUUUGUGUAUCUCCAAAUCCAUAAUUUUCAAUGAUAUCCAAAAAAGUUUGUUGACGGAAUUUUACUUUUACACACGAUAUGUUAUCUUAGAAACUUGGACACCAUACAGAAAAUAUUACAGGGGACACAUCUAGCAGAUAAAUACAUAUUAUACAUGCCUAUUUAGGACACACCAGAUAUUUUAAGUAAUUGAAUACUAAAGCAGAUCAAAUUUGUGUUUUUUUUUACUUGAAGACAUGAAGCAACUCAAGCACAUACAACCUUCACAGUGUUUGUUUCAUCGAUCACACAAAUACAACCUUCCCCACACUCAAAGUAGGUCUUUCCUGCAUCAGGGCCAUCAGUUUUGGAAACAACACAAGACCAACCUUCACCACACUCGCAGAAUGCUUUGGCUGAUGCACAGCUUUUGACUGUCUGUGCCACACUUUUGUCACUGCAACACCGUAUCACGUUAUACUGGUUCAUAUAGUAAAAAAGCAAAGAGGGUUAGAGAACGUACGUGACACAGGUGCAUCCACUUCCACCACAAUUUGCAAACGGUUUACCGACUUUAGAUGGCUCUGUUUUCGUAAUGGUGCAUAUCCAUCCGUCUGAGCACUUGCAGUUUGGCUUGUUAUCAGUGCUGUACCAGCAAAAAUGGAUUAAUCGUUAACAAAUUAUACACAACAUAUGCCAAUCUUUGAUCUGGCUAACUGACUAAUUAAUAGAGGUGGCAAAUGGGCGCUUCGCAGACCAUAAUUAUUUGUAUAUGCUGAAACAGUCGGGUAUUGUUCCUAGGAAAUUCUAUUACUUUUCUGUUUAGAUGAAUGAGAAUUAUAAUUGAAACAAGAUAUCUGCUAAUUGAGAUUUACACAAGUCGUUUGAUGAGCUAAAAUAAACAAGAAAAACCUGAGAGAAGGUUGGCCAACACUCUGAGACUCCAUGCUUGGGCAAGUAGAACUACUUUCUUAAACUUGAUUUCUUGUGUCUUAUAGUAAUUAGUAGUAAUUAACUUAUUAUCAUCAGUUCAUCACUUUUUGUAUGAAAGUUCUCAGUGUUUUUUAA
Erigeron canadensis is the source of this 1973-nucleotide messenger RNA. RefSeq names its product putative gamma-glutamylcyclotransferase At3g02910. The transcript is spliced from 2 exons. Gene Ontology annotation, molecular function: gamma-glutamylaminecyclotransferase activity. The record is from RefSeq and is a predicted model, not a curated record. Lineage: Eukaryota; Viridiplantae; Streptophyta; Magnoliopsida; Asterales; Asteraceae. Bases 72 to 647 code for a protein of 191 amino acids.